AUGGCCACCCUCUUCUUCCUCAUGGCCUUUGUCAACACCGUGAUGGACACGCUGAAGGACACAUUGGUCAUCACCGCGGUCGGCGGGGGGACACAGGUCAUCCCCUUCAUCACAGUCUAUGGCGUGCUGCCGGCCUCCUUUGCCUUCCUCCUCGCCUUUUCGUGGGGCACCCAGCGACUGGCGCGCCGCCACCUGUUCAACAUCACCAUCUCCUGCUUCCUCUGCUUCCUGGGCGGGUUUGCGCUGUUCUACCCGGUCCACGAAUCCCUGCACCUCGGCCCGCUGGCCGCCUGGCUCGGCCCCCGGCUCCCGCUGGGGCUGGCGGGCGGCGUGGGCAUGCUGCGCAACUGGAUGUUCACCCUCUUCUACUGCGCCUCGGAGCUGUGGGGCGACGUCUGCCUCAGCCUGCUCUUCUGGGGCCUGGCCAACGAGACUACCUCCAUGGCCGAAGCCCCCGCCUGGCACUUCCUGCGCCAGUCGCCGCAGAUCCGGUGCCUGGCCCUCUUGGCCAUCAGCCAGGGCAUCACCUCGAACCUCCUGGACCUGGCAUGGAAGCACCACCUGCACCGCCUGGCCACCACUCCCGCGGCCUACUCUGCCAUCCUGGGAGACACCGCCAUGUGGACCGGCAUCGUGACGGGGUCGCUCAUGCUCCUGUCGCCCACCCUCUUCGCGCGCCUGGGCUGGGAGGGCGUGGCCAAGACCACGCCUCGCCUCAUGCUCUAUGCCGGCACCCCCUUCUUCCUGGGCUGCAUCGGUUACAACUUCUGGCUGUCAGGCACCCUGAAUGGGCCGAUGGCCCUGAAGACGCUGGUGCUGGUCAAGGGGGCCAAGUUCUCGCUGUUCAAGCCCGCGGAGGAGAUGGUGUACAUCGGGCUGGACGACGAGUCGCGCAGCAAAGGCAAGGCAGCCAUCGAUGUGGUGGGGGCCCAGUCCGGGAAGUCGGCGAGCAGCCUGCUCCAACAAACGCUGCUGCUCCUCAGUGGCGGCCAGCUCCCCAAGACCCUCCCCAUCAUGGCCCUCUUCUUCGCCACCAUGCUGCGGCAAUGGAUCGGCGCCGUCACAGUCCUUGCCGGGUAUGUUGGGAGCGAGGAGGCGGCGCAGGCCGACGCCAAGCAGCCUGCGGGAAGCGAGAAGGGCGGAGUCGCACCAUCGCCAUCCGCUCAGGAUCUGGGGCUGGCCUGA
Messenger RNA from Auxenochlorella protothecoides, 1185 nucleotides. Its product is annotated as ADP,ATP carrier protein 1, chloroplastic. Bases 1 to 1185 code for a protein of 394 amino acids. The record is from RefSeq and is a predicted model, not a curated record. Gene Ontology annotation, biological process: nucleotide transport. Gene Ontology annotation, cellular component: membrane. The transcript has 9 exons. Gene Ontology annotation, molecular function: ATP:ADP antiporter activity. Lineage: Eukaryota; Viridiplantae; Chlorophyta; Trebouxiophyceae; Chlorellales; Chlorellaceae.